AUGAUGACAAAGGUUGCGCUGUCGGCCCUCCUGGUCCUCCUACCCGUGUACUGCCUAAACGUAGAAAAACAAAACCAGGAGCCAGAAGAAAUAAACAACAUUACUGCAAAAUUACAAGUACAGAACAGUGAGCAUGAAAAGUUCCUCAACAUGAUCAACGAAAUUUUUUCCAACACUGAUGAAGGAUGUAAGUUAUCCUUCUCCAACAGUGGAUUUAGGUGUGCCCUUAACAAAUUCGAUGUCACUUUCAAUAACGAGUCUAAAGGAAUUAAUGCUUUAUUUACUUCCGAGCAUGAACAAAUUAUAAAAGAAGCUGCUGAGGAUUACAAAGUUCGUUUGAUGCUGGAGUUGCAGAACCUGAGCCCACCAAAUACAAGUCUACAGAAUUUUAAGAAAGAAUACCAAGGCAUAUGUAUGAAAUUCUUUUCUUCAUUGAGAAGGCAAUUUUUCCACCUGUACAGAAGUGAUGGUCCUGGUCAAGAUGGUGCAGACCAGAGCCAUGGGGACAUUACCAAUGCAGACCAACUGACAGAAAAACUUGAGUCCACCUACGAUUCUGCUUCAACUGAAGAUGGCUCCAGUGCAGGAAAAGUUGCAAACCAAGAUUUAUCCGAGCUGAUGGAUGAAGAUGAUGAGCACAACCCAGAUGCUCCCACCGUACACCAAAGCAGCUACUCCUACUCUUCACACACUUCUAAAAAAAUUAUGUUCGAUGGAAAUAAUGUGAUUGAAGAAAAUGAGACUUCCGUAAAUGAUGGAAGUGAUGAUCAAACUGAUGAUCUCCAACAAGGACCAAUGACCAAAGAAAAAGCUCUCUCCAUUUUUUUAAAAAAUACUUCCUUUACCAUUGAAGGACAUUGCACUGAGGAAGAACAAAAGGAAAAUCCAUUUAGCGUUUUCUUUAACAGCCAAUUGAGUAGAAACCACUUCAGCACUGCAUGCAAUGCAAAUGGAAAAAAUUUUCUAAGAAAGGCUGGUGGAAAUAGCCCUCUUCCCAUGGAACCCCUAAACCCAGAGGAUUUAAAUAAAAUGAUGGCCGACAUGCUAAAAUUUUUUGAAAGCCAAAAUGACGGAAAUGGAAUGAUGCUGCCCUUUUUGAACAACAUGAACUUUAAUGACGUCCUUGAAAAUUUGGGACUUCCACAUGGUCUAGACUUCGAAGGUAUGUUCAAUGACAUCCUCCAGGGAACAGGAGUCACCCCAAGCUGCAGGGGUGCGCGACCAACCCUGAACCAACCACCCACCAAGCAAGACCCCCCAACCACGGACGAAUCGAAUGACCAGCAGUGA
Plasmodium fragile is the source of this 1290-nucleotide messenger RNA. RefSeq lists its product as uncharacterized. The record is from RefSeq and is a predicted model, not a curated record. The coding region runs from base 1 to 1290 and encodes 429 amino acids. Lineage: Eukaryota; Apicomplexa; Aconoidasida; Haemosporida; Plasmodiidae. The transcript has a single exon.